CCAAACUCCCAAGAAAAAGAAACAAAACCCAAGUAAAAAGAACGUCCCCUCAUUAAAUCAACCAAUCAAAACGCACACAUGCAUCAGAAAGAUCACUGACGUGUACAAAACGGCGGCUUUACCACAUGCAUCUUCUUCACCGACCUUCCGACCUCUUCUUUUUUUUAUUCUCUCUUCUAUAUAUACUGCCAUUCCACAUUUUCCAUUUAACUUCCAAUUCCAGCAGAAAUCUUCUUUCAUCCAAAACCCAAAUCUCCGAAUUCAAUUGCAGUCGAAAAUUCUCUCUACUCCUUUUGAUUUUCAAAUCGAAAUGGCUCGUACUAAGCAAACCGCUCGUAAAUCAACUGGUGGCAAGGCACCUAAAGUGGGAGUGGGAAAAACACUAAGAGCGAAUGCUGGGGGUGCUAAUGUUGGUGUAGCUGUGAAGAAGCCAAAGAAGGCUCAUCGUUUCCGUCCCGGAACCGUCGCACUUCGUGAGAUUCGCAAGUACCAGAAGAGCACUGAGCUAUUGAUCCGCAAACUCCCCUUUCAGCGUCUUGUUCGCGAAAUUGCUCAAGAUUUCAAGAGUGAUUUGAGGUUCCAGAGCCACGCUGUGCUUGCACUCCAGGAGGCAGCAGAAGCAUACCUUGUGGGUUUGUUUGAGGAUACCAAUCUGUGUGCAAUUCAUGCUAAGAGGGUCACCAUCAUGCCCGGAGACAUUCAGUUGGCUCGUCGUAUUCGAGGCGAGCGUGCUUAACAACCUAAUUAGGAUCAUUAAUUAGCACCUACCUAGCUUUUUCAAGGGACAAUUAAUUGAUUGAUAUGUAGAUAGAUAGAUGCGCGCAGUAUAAAAAUAGUACAAUUGAGUAUGGUUUUAGAAUAAGAUCGACAAUUAAUGGAGAUGGAAUAAAUUUGCAUUUCAUCUUUAGGAUUUUGAGAUUCUAAAUUUGCAGACUAAUAUUCUGUAAUUGUCUUGAACCAAUAAUCAAUAAUUUUGCAUUUUAUUUCA
Spinacia oleracea (spinach) is the source of this 988-nucleotide messenger RNA. RefSeq names its product histone H3.3-like. The record is from RefSeq and is a predicted model, not a curated record. The coding region runs from base 311 to 736 and encodes 141 amino acids. Gene Ontology annotation, cellular component: nucleosome. Lineage: Eukaryota; Viridiplantae; Streptophyta; Magnoliopsida; Caryophyllales; Amaranthaceae. Gene Ontology annotation, molecular function: protein heterodimerization activity; DNA binding; structural constituent of chromatin. The transcript is spliced from 5 exons.